UAUUCUUUCAAGGAUCUUUUUGCCGGAACAGUUAGAUUGUUGCUGGUGAGGCCGGAGUUGCACCUUGUGGUGGAGGCAUAGAGUUCCAAGCCUCCCUACCAGUAUCAAUCAUCAUCAUCUAUCUGAGAAGGCAUCUUUAGAAGAUCUUAUCUGUAGGUAUCCUUGUAUUGUUUGACAUUGGGUUCAUUCAUUAUCUUGCAGUUCAGCCUACUUUUUGCUUGCUUGCCAGCUCUAGAGAGCAGGGUAAGCAAUUGCAAAGAUGGCAGACAAGAACAACAACAACAACAGCAGCAAGAACAAUGGCGAGAUGACUGAGGACUCGGGCAACAGGACGGAUGGACCUUCGCCUCCUCCCUCCCAGUGGACUUCGCCAGCAUCCAUGGAUCCCUUCAGUAUGGCAGUACAACAGAGUUUUGCAGAAGCGGCGAAUGCUACUACUAAUACUAGGACUAGUGUUACUACUGGCACCGUGCAAGGGCCCCCUGACAGUGUCAAGACGCAGCCUACCCCAUCCUUAGGCAGUAUUGGCAGUGAAGGUGCUGUCCCUACGACAAAGCUGGCGGAUGAUCCAGUCCAGCCAUCUUCUCUCAAGAAACCCGUUCACAAUCGUACCGUCUCGUGGGGAGUCGCUCCACUGCCUUCGUACGGCAAUACCGGUACCGGUACGGGCGGAGACAGCAGUCAUACUACCAAGCCCAUUCUGAAUUUACAGGAUGUUCUGGGUGCCUCACCGGAAUUGGAAGCCGAAACGUACAUUCUACAAGCCGUCGAAAAGGUUGCCACUCAUAGGGCCACCAAUACUGAAGUUUCGGGAUUGUAUUCUUCCAUUGUCGAGGACGAAAUCACAAGAGAUCAAUUGGAAAGCGAAGACGACGACGAUGAUGAAGAAGACGAAGAUUAUUUUGAUAUCGUGACUACACCCUCCACGGUCAGCGCCGCAUCUCCUCCUCCACCUGCUACUAAUACUAGACCCACGCUGACUGCCACCAAGUCACAGUCCACUCUGAACAGCAAGGGAACGUUGCGAGGAAUCAUUAAAACUCAUAUGCGAACCAAAACGGUAGAAGGAACGUUGUUCGGACUUACGACUGCUCUCACACAGUUGGACGAAGACCAUCAAUUCGACAGCAGCCGCAGCAUCACAGAAGGAGAAGAGGACGAGUUGAGAAUCGAUACUGACACUGGUUUCACCGCGGCAGACAAAGUUUUGGAAACCACUCAAAAGAUUCUACACAAGGAUGACCAUCACAAGGAUGCUGACAUGGAUAUUGAGAGUGGCAUCCCAACAAACUCGAAGAGCAAGACGAAGGACAAGAAUCAAAAACACAAACGAUUGGGAAACUUGGCGGGCAAGGCCGUCAAGGGAGCAUCCAGUGGAGUGCGAGAAGAAUGGGAGCUUUUCAACACGUAUCUGACCUCCAGGAAGGACAAGGCACGAGCACGCUUGCGCAAGACACUCGUGGCCAUUAUGUUGCCGUCACUUCUCAUUGCACUCUUCCUCUUUUACGUCGUCGAAAACCCAGAGCUAUGUUCUGCCACCAGCGUACUCCGUGCAAGAAACAAUGGCACAUUAGCUCCCAGCGUCUCUCCAACGCAUUCACCGACACUAGAGCCAACCACUGGCGAACCAUCCGGUGCUCCCAGUUCCCUACUCCUAGAAGAGGACUGGCUAGCCGCGGACUGGCCAGCGGGAACAGAUUUCCAAAUUCACAAUGUUGUUGUUGAAGAAGAAAGCAACUCAACCCUUGUUGGAAACGAAACAUACAGUCCCACCGGAAUGCCUUCCGUUGCACCUACCGGAAUGCCCAGCGUCCAGCCCAGUUCCGCUCCCACGGCCGAUGAUAUUAAACUCUUUGCCAAGGUAUUCGUACAGUGCCCUGGACUUGGUGCAAGCAUUUCGUGGUGGUUCUUAUUUGUAGGCGUCAGGCAACCAAUCACUUUCAUCAUGGCACUCCUCACACAGUCACUCGCCAUCGAUUACCUGGCUCUCAGCAGCCAGCUUGUAUUGCGAUGGUGUGGACCUAUCGUCACUCUAUUCUUGGUACAAAGCAAAGGCUGGCCAUUUGUCCUGUGCUUUUGGUCCCUCUACAACUACGCAAUCAAUGCACGAGACACGCCCUAUGCCCAUCAUUGGGGAUAUUGGCAAGAAUUGAUCUCCAUAUUCAACGACGAAAACCCAUCCGGAGAAGUGGUUAAUAACGAGUGGUACAUCAGGUUCUUGGGGCUUGCUGCUCUUGUGGGUGGCUGCGUGGCAGUCAAACGGCUCUUGGUCGGCCUCCUUUUGGGCAGAAACAGUUACCUGCACUAUGGAGAACAAUUGGCAGAGGUGAUGAAGAACAUGGUGUUGCUGGGAGAAGUAGCCACGCUGGCGCGAUACAUUAAAAGUAACAAGGAAGACUACCAGUAUCUAUUGGAUGACGUUACAUCUGUCGGUACCAAUCCGUCAAAGGCCAACAGCGCCAAUUGGACGUCCAAGAAUAUCCAAGCCUUUGUUAAGAAACAAGCCGAUGAUGAUGAUGAGGAGGAGGAGCCAGAGGUUUCUGAGAGUGCUGCCGACGCUGCGAAUGCUUUUAUGGCCAACAAACGACGCUCAGUAGUAGCGGUGGACGAGAAAGACCAGCCACAGCCACCAGACAAUCCUAACAAUACAAGCAUCGAAACUGUGAGAAGCUUUGAAACAGCUGUCAGUCAAGAGGACCCUGAGUUCACGGAGAGCGAGCAAAUGAAAAUUUCUGGUCUCCUGCAGGAAUGGGAAGAUCCGCAUACGGCCGAUGAGAGGGAGCACAUGUCAGUCACCCUUGCAGCCGUCCUCCAGUUUAGGCAGGCUCUCACGUUCAUGAAACGAAAGUACCCAUUCCUACCCGCCUUUGGACCAGCUGAUACUCGUGAAAAUUGCAUAGAGUCAGCUCAAAAGGUGUACGACCGCCUUAUUCUGAGGACACCCCACAAAGCUGAUCUUCCCUUUGAAACACUUGCUCUCCUCGCGAAGAAUGAGAAGGGGGAGCUUGACCAAGAGAAAGCCAAAGAGAUUAUCCGUGCCUUUCGCCCAGAUAGGGAUGGUACCUUGGGGAAGCUGGAGUUUGUCAGGAGCGUCGAUGUUAUAUACAAAGAACUUCGUCUGCUUAGUGCCAACAUUAGUAACAGUGGUCAAAUGGACAAAGCAGUGGAGUCCUUGCUCAAUGUCGUUUUCUACACUGUUCUUGUUGCCAUUGUGAUCUACCGGCUUGGAGAGGAUCCAAUUACGCUGUUCGCAACGCUAUCCAGCGCGAUCUUGGCGUUCGCCUUCAUGUUUGGCAGAAGUGCAUCUAAAUAUUUCGAUGGCAUCUUGUUUAUCUUGGUGCAGAGACCGUAUGGCGUUGGAGAUCGUGUUCACCUUUCAAACCCUCAAAACGAGACCAGUCCGGAUGGCUCUUCAGGGUGGAUUAUUGAAAAGGUUACACUGUUUGCUACUCAUGUCUACUGGGGUGCCACCAACGAACGUGCCACGUUGUGCAAUGGUGCUAUCUCUAACUCGAGGGUCAUCAAUGCAGCCCGUUCGCCCAACGGAACGAUCUAUGUCCACCUCAAAUUUGGUAUCAACACACCCCAAGCAAAUAUUGAAAUCUUCAGAGCAGCUGUGGAACAAUACUUGAAGGACCGACCAAGAGAAUGGUUAACCUUUGCGGGUUUCAGACCUUCCAGAGUCGAGGUUGAAAAGGGCUACAUUGCUUACACAGUGAUUGCCCAACAUCGGAGCUCUUGGCAGCAAGUUGGAGCAAUUAUUGAAAGCAAGGCCAACUUGACAACUUACUGCCUAGAGGUUUCCAAGCAGCUGGAAAUGAGAUAUAGGUCACCUCCUCUCCCUGUGGAUCUGACUAUUAAGGAUGAUGGUCUGGCAAUGCCCUUGCUGGGUGGAGAUGAGAUUCCAGGCAUUCCACCUGCCAGUAGCGGUGACAGUGUUGCCUCUACUGCUUCGCCAGCCGUCAGUCAAGAAGCCAUGGCCGCUAUCAGCGGUGCUGGGCUGCGGCGUCGAGGAGGCAAUAGCAAAUUUGCUGACCUGGUACGAAUGGUAAUGGAGAACAAUAAGGACAAAUAAGUGAAAUGGACUGUCACUCAUAUCGAGCUGUGGAUGAUUCGAUGCAAUCGAAACGUCGGAUUGGAGUGAAGAGUGAAGGUCCCAACAGAGAGAAUAAAAACAUACUAAACAAUUUAGAACUAGUAGUACAUGAGUAACUUCCGGAUUAGAAAC
Molecule: messenger RNA, 4228 nt
Organism: Seminavis robusta
Lineage: Eukaryota; Bacillariophyta; Bacillariophyceae; Naviculales; Naviculaceae
Source: the annotation of a GenBank genome assembly